Messenger RNA from Erigeron canadensis, 928 nucleotides. RefSeq names its product nuclear transcription factor Y subunit B-3-like. Bases 136 to 699 code for a protein of 187 amino acids. Gene Ontology annotation, molecular function: DNA-binding transcription activator activity, RNA polymerase II-specific; protein heterodimerization activity; RNA polymerase II cis-regulatory region sequence-specific DNA binding. The transcript is spliced from 2 exons. The record is from RefSeq and is a predicted model, not a curated record. Gene Ontology annotation, biological process: regulation of transcription by RNA polymerase II. Gene Ontology annotation, cellular component: CCAAT-binding factor complex; nucleus. NCBI's taxonomy places the organism in Eukaryota, Viridiplantae, Streptophyta, Magnoliopsida, Asterales, Asteraceae.
AACGGACCGUACACAACAUCUCUUCAAAACACCCCAAUCCCCCAACCCUCCCGGAGGAGUAGAGCAGACUAGCAGAUAAAAACAAAACAAAACUCCGGCAAACCCCUUCUUCCCGCCAAAUUAUUUGAACAACUUAUGGCGGACUCCGACAACGAGUCAGGAGGUCAUAACAACAGCGGCGGUGAUUUAUCUGCUAGAGAACAAGACAGGUUUUUACCGAUUGCUAAUGUGAGCCGGAUCAUGAAAAAGGCGUUACCAGCGAACGCAAAGAUAUCAAAAGAUGCAAAAGAGACGGUACAAGAAUGCGUAUCCGAAUUCAUAAGUUUUAUAACGGGAGAAGCAUCAGAUAAGUGUCAAAGAGAGAAGCGUAAGACAAUAAAUGGUGAUGAUUUGUUGUGGGCAAUGACAACAUUAGGGUUCGAAGAAUAUGUCGAGCCAUUGAAAGUGUACUUAGCAAAGUAUCGUGAAAUCGAAGGGGAGAAAACGACAUCGUUAAGGCCCGGUGACAAAGAUGGAGUAGAUGGUGGUGCAUAUAGCAAUACUAAUACUAAUAGCAAUGGAAUGUACGGAGGAGGAGGGGGAGGGUAUAAUCAGCAGAUGUAUGGAUCGGGUCAGUAUCAACAAGCGGGUAUGGGUAUGGGUCAUUUGGGCAGGUCAGGCAGUAUUGGCGGGGGGUCAUCUUUAAAGCCAGGUAGGUGAAGUCGUUAAGUGGGGUGGGGUUGUGGAAAAAUAAAGGUUAGAAAAAGGAUGAAAAAAAAGGAAGAAAAUAUCAUGGAUAUCCUACUUUUUUUUUUAUUUUAGUAUUUGCUAAUUGGGGUUUUUUUUUCUCUCUUUUUGAUUAAUUAUUGACAUGUAAAAUUGUGAAUUGUUACAUAUAAUUUUAGGUUGUGCUUUUCAGCUUUUAAUGUUAAUUAAGCUUACUUGUUUA